AUGUUUCACUCGGUGCUUCCGAUCCAUUUGCUGCUCCUCUUUGGGCUGGCGAUGCCGUGCAGCGGAGCGGAGGUGGGGAGCACGCGGAAGCUGCUCACUAUGGGGCUUGUUGCCGACACCCACUACGACACCUUUCCGGCGGGUGAGAAGGCGCCGUGGGAGACGAUGCAGCAUUGGCUGCGUGAGCAGCGCAAGCGGACGACGACGACGACCCUGCGCCGCUACGAUGUUGCGAAGGACAAGCUCGACGAGGCCAUUGCGCUCUUUAAUCGUGUUCCAGACAUGAAUGUGGUUGUGAAUCUGGGGGACCUUGUCAACAACGACUUGAUGUGGAACUUGCGGCCCAUUUUGGACAGUUUUAACCGGGCUAAGGCACCACACUACAGUGUUUUAGGCAACCACGACCUUCGUGCCCACAAUGACCGCUUUGGAAAACUCAAUAAGACACAGAACGAGUGGCUUAUGAGGAAAAUGGGCCUGCGUCGCUGGCAUUACGCAAUUGACCACCCACCAUUUCGUUUUAUUUUUAUAGAUUCCAUGGCAAACGAUCCUGAAAAUAACAACAUGACCACAAAAGAGGCACACACAAAGUGGCUGGAGGAAGAACUCCGGGCAGUCAAGGUUGCUGGUCGCGUGGCAAUUUUGUUCGCUCAUGUUCCCAUUGGAUUUGAAACAAAUCGACUAGGUCCGCUCUUGGAAGCGUACGAGCAGAUGCCAUUGGUGUUUUCUGGGCACAACCACAAGGGGGACUACACGGUCCAGGGGGCGCACCGCGUGCACUGUGUCACGCUGGAGGGACAAAUUGAAACCCUGACCAAUGCGUUUGCAGUGGUGGAAGUUUUUGAAGAUCGUGCGGAGUUGACAGGGUUUGGCCGUGUUCCGUCACGCAUUUUGCGCUUUCAACCUCACGUGGUGAAGCUGCUUCAGGAGUACCAUGGGCCGCUGCGGCAUAAUUUGUCGGCGCAGGGAUGUCAACCCCCUCCGUCCGAUGAGCUCUGGGCGGGCGAGGUGCUGCAGCAGCCACCGACGCUGCAACUGAACAUCCCACAUUACAGGAAGCCGGCGCUUCCGCCAGCGUUGGUGCAAUCCUCUCCGAGAACUCGUUUCUACGAUUUGCUGAGGACUCUGACCACAAAAACGACGCAUAGCAUUCGUGGCCCGGAGGAACCCGUAGAUCUUACUUCCGCCACAGAGCGGCGCACACUACUUAUCAAUGGCACACACGUCAUUAGAGAGACUUCUGUAGCCGUCCUCCAAACUUCUGCUUCUGGCGCGAAUUCUGUGAUUCGUGGCAAAGACGGGCUCCAGGCAACAAAACGAGCUCACCCAGAGAGUGUGCAGGCGGACACUCCAUGGGAGAAGGAAUGGAUUCUUUUCUCUGUUGUAUGGUUCUUUUUGCUGGCGUUUGCCCUUGUGCUGUUGUGGAGAGUCAAGCGGAAGCGCCACACAGGGCGCAGAACGUGA
Molecule: messenger RNA, 1464 nt
Organism: Trypanosoma conorhini
Lineage: Eukaryota; Euglenozoa; Kinetoplastea; Trypanosomatida; Trypanosomatidae
Product: putative serine/threonine protein phosphatase
Exons: 1
Coding region: 1-1464 (487 amino acids)
Molecular function (GO): hydrolase activity
Source: RefSeq, a predicted model, not a curated record